Molecule: messenger RNA, 523 nt
Organism: Sander lucioperca (pikeperch)
Lineage: Eukaryota; Metazoa; Chordata; Actinopteri; Perciformes; Percidae
Product: C-type lectin domain family 4 member A-like
Exons: 3
Coding region: 158-514 (118 amino acids)
Source: RefSeq, a predicted model, not a curated record
UGCCCCAAAGUAAAUAACGGUAUGUUAAGAUCACAAUAAUGAGAUCCAAUAAUAACCAAUAAUAGUAAUAUCAUAAUGCAGUAAUGUUGUGUAUUGGUUGGUCUCUAUAUUUUCAGAGAGACGGUGUAGAGCUUGUCAGAAGGGUUGGGAACUCAUCAUGUCUAGCUGCUAUCUGAUUAAUGAUCCUUCUGAAGAGAAAACCUGGGAAGAAGCUCGAGAAGACUGCAGAGGACGGAGUUCAGAUUUGGUUGUUGUACAGAGUCAAAGUGAACAGAAUGUGCUCAGUUUUUACAGCGGGUACUGGAUUGGCCUGAGAGCUGAAGGAGGGAGAUGGAAGUGGAUCAAUGGAAGUGAUCUGACUGAAAGUGUCAGCGGUUGGAUACAUGAACCACCAUCUGCUGCUGACGGUCAGUGUGUAGUUUAUGACAUGUUCAAAUGGAGAUACGGAUGGAGAUCAGAGAGCUGUGCUGAGAGAAGGCGAUGGAUCUGCAAAAAUAAGGCCUUAUCUGUUUAAACACUGCAG